GUGAACAAAUGAAAUUAAGAAAAAACAGUGAGAGGAAUGUAGUGCUAUGAGAGGGAAAGAGAAAAACAGAUGGAGAGAGAGAGAGAGAGAGAGAGAGAGAGUGGCGUAGUGUCCGUGUGGCCCCUGCAGGCCCCCGAGCUGUCCAGCGUCACACCAGCUUUACGCAAGGACAAAAAAAGUUGUCGGGUUAACGACAGAAAAAAAAAAACGAAAAAAAAAACGACACCCCUCCCUCUCUUACCCGAGGGGAGUGUGUGAGAGAGUGUGUAACAGAAUAGAGAACGAGUCUGAAGAAACGAGGAAAAGUUCGCCAAGCAACUUCGUGACCUCCGCGGAUCUUGUGUUUGUCCCUUUCGCGCUUUCACAAACUUGACGCAGAACGGAUUUGUACGCGAGACGGUGUGAGGAGUUCACGCGCAGGAGGAGAGAAUGAGGACUGGAUCUGUGAGCAGAUUGUGUGCGUUUUGGUGUUGUGUAUUGAUUCUGCUGCCCUUAACAACAGCCGAUGAAGCAGAAAAGCCGGCUCCAGGACGACAGUCUCGUCAGGCAGAGGAGGAGGGGCUUGAAGGGGUGUGGGGUCCAUGGAGCGAGUGGGUGGAGUGUUCUCAGAGCUGUGGAGUGGGCGUGUCGGAGAGGAGGAGACAGUGUAUGCCGCCGCCCCAAACCCCGCCUCUUGUAUGGAACAGACCAGCUUAUCUUCCACCAGGUGUCCCGAACAACACUCCUGUGAUCUCUGCAGUCAGACCCUACUACAACUCCUUGUAUCCCAUCAACGAGCCCCCUCCAUAUGGAGCAGGGGGUGCUGAGAGGCCUCCGUUCUAUUCCCCGCUUCUCCCAGCCAAUCAGAAUCCUGGAUUACCGCUCUACCGAAAUGAAGCCGGCGGUGCUGGGCCGGUGCAGUUCGGACCUCCCAAUCAGGAGCCGGUUUCAGUCUACCGAUCACCUUCCUCAUCAUCUUCACUUCCCUACGGGAGAGUUCCCGGACGGCCGUCCAGUCAAGGAAGACCUGUAGGCAGUGGGAGCAGGAGGUCAGUUUCCGCCAAUAGGAAUCCAGCAUCUGUAAGAAGGUCUAGUUCUUCUAUUCGCCCUGGACAGUUUGGGUACGGCAGAGUGCCAUUCUCCCUUCCUCUACACAGACAAAAUCGACAUGCGCGCCACACGCAUCACCACAACUCCACCGCCACAGAGAGACUCAACGCUCUAAGUGUUAACUCCAGCUCACAUGUGGACAAAACACAGGGAGAAGUGGAAAAAGCAAUUACAGAUGUGGCCAAUGUUAACAGAGAACGAAAAGAGAAAGACAGGGCUGAAAUUGAGACAGAGGCGGGUGCCACGACAGCAGACGUGGAGAGUGAUGCUGCAGCUGAUGGAGAGCCACACAGACGAGCAGAGAGAGCGCGGGAACGCGAUCGAUUCGCCCAUUCACGGACCCCAACCCAGAGGCACGCGGCCCGUGACAGACGUAUCGAUGGCCGCUCUUCUCGCCAAGUCCCACACUCCUACACGCACACUAUCCACCGAGCGCACGCUCCCAGAGACCCUCCUCCCUACGGCAUCCAGACACCCUCAAACCCAAACCCUGAGCCCUGGGUCCCGCAGAACGCUGCCCAGCCCUCCAGAAAUGAAGCCGAGAGGGACUGGAGGCCUCCAGCUCCUGCCCGCAACUACAGAUGCUCUGGCAGGGACAGAGAGUACCGCAGGUGCAGUCUACAGGCAUGCCCAGGUGCUCCAGUAAACUCCAGGGCUGAGCAGUGUGCAGCGUUCAACAGUCAAGAGUUUAUGGGACGCGUGUAUGACUGGGAGCCUUUCACAGAAGUGGGUCUGGAGCAGCAGUGUGAGCUGACCUGUCGGCCGGUCGGGUAUCGUUUCUAUGUGCGGCAGGCGGAGAGGGUACGAGAUGGAACGCCGUGUGCAAAUAACACACCCAAUGAUGUGUGUGUGGGAGGACGCUGUCUGAGUGAGGGCUGUGACGGUGUGUUGGGCUCAGGGUUGGUUCGGGAUCGCUGUGGCGUGUGUGGCGGUGGAGACGGCACCUGCGAGAGGGUCACGGGAAGUUUCCUGAACACGAGCGUUCCGCUGGGUUACUACAAAAUCCUGGAUAUCCCUCCCGGAGCCACAGCUAUCAACAUCACAGAGAGACGAGCCAGUCCAAACUAUCUGGCCCUGCGCAGUGGAACAGGUCAGUCUGUGGUGAACGGACGCUGGGCGGUCGAUCCGCCGGGAGAGUAUCAGGCAGGAGGAACCACCUUCCUGUACAGCCGACCCAAAGCUGGGCCUCACGAGCAGGGUGAAGAGAGAGGAGAGACCCUCACAGCGCCUGGACCCACAACCACCCAGCUGCAGCUAUACAUUAUUUUCCACAGGCAGAAUCCAGGCAUAGACUAUGAAUAUUAUAUCCCAGUGGAGAAACAGAGAGACGGAGAGAGAGAAGUACACAGAGAGAGGGAGCGAGGACGGGCAGCACUCCGAGAAAUCAGUGCUGUCUCAGUGGCAGUCGAGAACCCUAUUGCUCCUCCUCCUGUGUCGUCUUCCGCCUCCUCGCCUCCAUUUUCCUUCCCUUCCUCCUCAUCUUCCUCUGCAUCUGAUCGAUGGCCACCAGAGAGGCCCCGCCCACAGGGUUUAGGACCCAAUCGUAAUGCUCGGAUCCCUCCAAGAACGGACCUCCCACUGGACAAUCAGCCUGCGUUCGUGUGGCGAAGAGGUGCACUGACAGAAUGCACCGCUACCUGUGGAAAAGGCUCUCAGUACAGAGAGAUUGUGUGUGUGAAUAGACACACAGAACAGGAAGUCCAUGAGAGGAGGUGCGACUCUGCAACCAAACCCAUACCAGAGGAGGAACCGUGUAAUGUUCAUCCUUGUCCACCGUUCUGGGACACAGGCGCGUGGUCAGAGUGCAGUGUUUCCUGCGGCUGGGGUGUGCAGCAGCGUCACAUACAGUGCAGGCAGAGUUUUGGGAAUCGUUCGACGAUGGUUCACCCUCAGCGCUGCUCCGGUCUCUCCCGCCCCAAUGCCACACAGCCCUGCCACCCGCGCGUCUGCUCCCACUGGGAGAUCAGCACCAACUGGAGCGCGUGUUCAGUGGAUUGUGGAGUGGGAAAGAGAGUACGGAGUGUACGCUGUGUCAGUAACCAUGGUAACACUGUGAAUGACAGGGAGUGCAAUGACAGGCUCCGCCCACAGCGCACCGAGGACUGUCACAUGGGUCCUUGUGUCACUAAUUGGUACUUCACGGAUUGGACAAACACUUGUUCUGCGACGUGCGGGCCGGGUGUCCUGCGGAGAGAGGUGGUGUGUUUGACCGGUGGAGGCAGGAGAGAAGGAGACGGCGGAGUGGAAUGUGUGGGAGAGAAACCGGCUGAUAUGAAGGCCUGUAACGGGGGUCCCUGUACACCCACCCACCUGUGGUACACUGGACCCUGGGGACAGUGCAACGUAGCGUGUGGUAACGGCACCCAGCGCAGGGACGUCAUCUGCGUGAGGAAGACAGGAAGUGACUUCACAGUGAGCGGCUCCAGCGAGUGCUCCCACCUGGAGAAGCCGUCACCAGUGCAGUCGUGUGAACUGCAGCCUUGCAAACCACAGUGGUUCACCACCGAAUGGAGCACAUGCUCUCGCUCCUGCGGGGAAGGGGUGCAGACGCGGGAGGUCCGGUGUCUCACAGCAGAAAAACAGUACAGCGCUGCCUGCGAUCUCGACACUAAACCUGCGCAUGAGCAGACCUGUAACACCAUACCUUGCAGUCCCUUUGAAGAUGAGAACUGUAAAGACAGACGACAUAACUGUGUAACAGUGGUCCAGGCCCGACUCUGCGUCUACUCCUAUUACAAGACCGCCUGCUGUGCGUCCUGUACCCAAAGUGCUCAGCGGGCCAAAAGACAUUAACCCUAGACAGGUCACAGAGAUGCCAGGUUCAGAGAUUCACUACGAGCCAAAACUCAGCCAAUCAGUGAUCACAUCAUAGUUCUAUCACAGGAGACAGCCAAUCAGAGGCCAGUCAUGUUCAAAUAGAAUUCCAAGAGAGAAUUCCACCUUGAACUGAGCUGAGUUCAGGAUCCAUUUAAAGUGAAAGUUUUAUAAUGUUACCGCUUAUGGGCUCAGAUGAUUGACAGUAGCUCUUCCCCUAUAGAUGAAGAGUCAGCAGCAGUGCUAGGACUGUUUAGUACACUAUACUGUCAAAUACUUAACCAUUCCUUAAAUGACCUUUAAACGAAUGCACUGAUGUCGCAGGUCCACAUUCUGGACACGUAUAUGAAGAUAAUGUUAAGUGAGAUAAUGUUCUAGACGUUGCCUCUGUGCUUUUGUCACACAUGAAGUGUUUCUUAAAUGUUUCUUUUAAUUGCAAAUCAAUCAGCAUAUCUGGAAUCAUAAUCACUGAAUUAUAUUCCGUCUCAUUUAGCCGGUUUGUGAGGCGAGAGAGUGACCAAACUAUGACAAAACAUAGAGAUAAAACAUCAGUUACACACAUGUGCAUCCUUCACUCCUCAUUAAGAUACGUAAUACGUUGCUUGGAAUUUACUGUUUUUUGUAAGAAAGUGAAAAGGAGAGAAAGAAUGCAUCCCUUUGUUUUCAUGCGAAUGUACAUAAUUACAUAAUUAUUGCCUAAAAAUUACACAAGAAUCAAUGGAUUCUUACACAAAUAUCAAUUCCCCCCUUUGGCUUUGUCUCAGUCCCCUAAAUUGUAAGAUAGCCAUCUUUAUUCUUUAGAUCAGUUUUGUCUGAAUGUAUUUCAGUAGUUUAGUGUUCCAUGUUUUAGUGAUUUUUUUUUUCGUAUGUUUUUAUUGGUUGCCCACAAUAUAAAUUCAGAUAUGGCCAUUACAGAAUCACCGUUUCAGAAGCACUACCAGUUUUAAUAUCAUAAUCAUAAAGCAUUUUUGUUUUGCAUUUCAUUUUGUGUAAUAUAAGGCCUUUGAUAAAUGAUUGCUAUGGAUAUGUGUGCAGACAGAAUGCAUUUAGGACAGAAUUGUUUGUGCGGUUUAAUCAUUGCACGAGUAUUAAAUAUGCAAAUAGUAUAGUCAUUUAGCCAAAGCGAUGUACAAUGCAAGACCACUGCCCUGUGGUUAAAAUACUCAAGGGUUUCUAGUAUCACAGAUCAAAUGUGAACUUUCUGUUACCAGACCAUAGCUCUAACUACUAGGCUACUAUAACCUCUUGACUCGGUUCUCCCUGAUUGCAAAAAAAAAAUAUAUAAAAAAUAUAUAAAUACAGUCAGUUUGUGUGUGUGUGUGUGUGUGUGUGUGUGUGUGUGUGUGUGUGUGUGUGUGUGUGUGGUUCAGGUAAACCCUACCUUACAAGAUGUCCCCAAAAAUAUGGCAAUAUCCGAAAUCCUUGUCUUUGUGGGGACAUUUUUGGUCCCCAUGAGGAAAACAGCUUAUAAAUCAUAUAAGUGAUGUUUUUUGAGAAUGUAAAAAUGCAGAAAGCUUUCUGUGAUGGGUAGGUUUUAGGGUUAGGGGAUUGGAUAUACAGUUUGUACAGUAAAAAAAAAAAAAAAUCAUUAUGUCUAUGAAAAUUCCCCAUAAAACGUGUGUGUGUCUGAGAGUUUAUGUACAUAUUUUGUAUGUAUAUUAUCACAUACAUUUAGAAUGGUAGCAGAAACUCUUUAGAAGAAUAAAAAGAUGCUUUUAUAUAUGAAACAGGAAACAUAGCUAUUUAUCUAUGAUAAAAUACAUAUAAUUUAUUUUUUUCUUAAACGGAUCACUUACUGUCUUUGGAAAUUCAAGGUCAUCUUGUCAUUGUUAUACAUUUAUGUUGCUUUGAUAUGGAAUAAACAGUGUGUGCAGAUUUUACCACAAUUAUUAUUCAUAAUAAAGAAACCUACAACCGUA
Molecule: messenger RNA, 5822 nt
Organism: Megalobrama amblycephala (Wuchang bream)
Lineage: Eukaryota; Metazoa; Chordata; Actinopteri; Cypriniformes; Xenocyprididae
Gene: adamtsl4
Product: ADAMTS-like 4
Exons: 17
Coding region: 430-3882 (1150 amino acids)
Biological process (GO): extracellular matrix organization
Cellular component (GO): extracellular matrix
Molecular function (GO): metalloendopeptidase activity
Source: RefSeq, a predicted model, not a curated record